GAUGGAGGGCUGCCCGCAGUGCGGGCGUUUCCCUGGCAAAGGACGCAGCGGAUCCCUCGUGCCCGGAGCCGGCCGGGAUGCGAGGCGGCUGCUCUGCCAAUGAGUGUCGGUACCUACGCUGGAGAUUUAAAUAAUCCUUUGGAGCACUGCUGAGAGCACGCGAGGCUUCGGCAAGACGGGAAAGACCAUCAGAGAGGAUGAACAAGCUGCAGAGAUUGCUUCAGAGCAAGAACCUGAUCCUGACAGUGUGUGCUGCUGGGAUUGGAGGCACUUUCCAGUACGGUUACAACAUCUCCAUCAUCAAUGCUCCAACUUUUUACAUCCAGACGUUCAUGAACAAAACAUGGUUGGAACGCACAGGUGCUCCCCUGGAGAGUGGCAUGGUCCUGCUGCUCUGGUCCUUCACCGUGUCCGUGUUCCCCCUGGGAGGCCUUGCAGGGGCUGUUGCUGCUGGCCCCAUGGCCAUUGUGUUGGGAAGGAAGAUGUCCCUGCUGGUUAACAACAUCUUUGUGAUCGUAGCCGCCGUCUUGUCAGGAUUCAGCCAGAUGGCGAAAUCCUUCGAAAUGAUUAUGCUCAGCAGGUUCCUUACUGGUGUGAAUGCAGGUGUAAGCAUGAACAUUCAGCCCAUGUAUCUGGCAGAGAGUGCCCCAAGGAAGCUCCGAGGGGCUGUGGCCUUGACCUCUGCAUCCUUUACAGCCCUGGGACUGGUGCUGGGCCAGAUUGUUGGACUCAGGGAGCUUCUAGGAGGGGAGGAAAGCUGGCCACUCCUUUUAGCCAGCAAUGCUGUGCCUGCCCUAAUCCAGCUCAUGGUGCUGCCGUGGUUUCCUGAAAGUCCCAGAUACCUCUUGAUUGACCGUGGAGACAGAGAGUCCUGCAUCUCUGCACUGAAGAAGCUCAGAGGCAGCAAUGACCUGGGAGAAGAGCUGGAGGAGAUGCUAGCUGAACAGGCUGCUGCCAAAGGUCAGAGAGCGAAGAAGCCCUGGGAGCUGAUCCGAAACGCAGCGGUGAGGUGGCAGCUGAUCAGCAUCGUCGUGCUGAGCAGUGCCAUGCAGCUCUGCGGGAACGAUUCGAUGUACUUUUAUGCAGCUUACGUGUUCCAGGAGGCUGGAAUUCCUCAGGACACAAUCCCGUAUGUUGUCAUCGGCACAGGGAGCUGUGAACUGAUCACAUCUGUAACUUGUAACAUGAUUAUAGACUACGCUGGCCGGAGGCCACUGCUGCUGGGAGGAUACAUCCUGAUGGCAGGAUGGGCCACUGUCUUCAUGGUCGCUCUGAGUCAGCAGACUCAGAUUAGCUGGAUGCCUUAUCUCAGCAUGGCCUGCAUUUUUGCCUAUAUCCUGAGCUUUGGAAUUGGACCAGCUGGUGUAACAGGAGUUCUGCCCACAGAGAUAUUUGAUCAGAUGUCCCGACCAGCUGCUUACAUGAUCUGCGGGUCUCUGCUCUGGUUUAAUCUCUUUCUGGUCGGAACAGCUUUUCCAUUCAUUGUGAAAAAUCUAGCACAUUUCUGCUACGUCCCAUUCCUUGUGGUUUGCAUCUGCACUGCUCUCUACAUUUGGUUCUUCCUUCCUGAGACCAAAGGAAAGUCCUUCCUGGAAAUCUCAGAGGAAUUCAGGAAACGGAACUUCAGAGCUCCGAGCCGUGAAGCUUUCUAUAAAGGCCCUGAGGAGAUCAGGUCCACCACGUUAGAUAAAACUUUCUAUGCUGACUUUUCUUCCUGCCAGAAAAUGAGCUGCAAUCUCUUCCUCCUGGCUUUUGUCCUGGGCAUUGGUGGAACUUUCCAGUAUGGGUUGCAGAUCUCCAUUAUGAACUCUCCUGCUGAGUACAUCAAAAGUUUCAUACAUGAGACCUGGCUGAAGAGAUAUGGAUCUUCUCCCAGUGAAGAGAUAAUUACUUUGAUGUGGUCCUUCAUUGUGUCCAUUUACACCAUUGGUGGGCUCCUGGGCUCCAUGUCUGUCAGAUACAUGUCUGUUAAAUUUGGAAGGAAGAAGUCCAUGCUACUUGCCAACAUCCCUGCUCUGUUGAGCGCAACUCUCAUGGCACUCAGUCGGCUGUCUGGGUCCUUCGAGAUGAUCAUCAUUGGGAGAUUAUUUGCUGGAGUGUGUGCAGGUUUAGGUCUGAAUAUCCAUAUCAUGUAUGCGGGGGAAUGCGCCCCACAGAAGCUGCGUGGGGUGAUUGCCAUAACUGCUUCCACUGCCAUUGCCAUGGGAAAGUUUGCAGGAUUUGCUCUGGGCCUCAGAGAAGUUCUGGGAGUAGAAGCUAUGUGGCCCGUUCUCAUGGCAGCAAACGCAAUUCCUGCCCUCAUUCAGCUGCUCACCCUCCCCUUCUUCCCAGACUCUCCCCGCUACCUGCUCAUUGACAGAAAGGACAAGGAGGGUUGCAUCAAAGCUGUGAAGCAGCUCUGGGGGGAUGGCGACCACAUGGCCGAAGUGGAUGACAUGAUUGCAGAGCAAGAAGCCAUCCGUGGGGAGAAAUCUAAGAGUGUUUGUGAUCUUGUUCGUGACAAAUCUGUCCGUUGGCAGUUCAUCACUCUCUUUCUUGUCUCCUCAUGCAUGCAGUUGAUCGGAGUCAAUGUGGUUUACUUUUAUGCAUACAACGUCUUCCUACAAGUUGGACUCUCCCCUGCCCAAACCCGCUACGUCUCCCUGGGAGUUGGGAUCACUGAGAUCCUCACCACAGCUCUGUGUGGCUUCCUCGUGGACCGUGCUGGGAGGAAGGCACUGCUAUGGAAAACCUACGCUGCUAUGGCCUUGGCCUUAGGACUUCUCACUGUCACGCUUGCUCUACAGGAUUAUUUCUCCUGGAUACCAUAUUGCUCCGCUGCACUCAUUUUUAUCUUCAUCAUGAGCUUCGGACUCGGGCCAGCUGGAGUAUUAUGCCCCCUACCCACAGAAAUAUUUAUUCAGUCAUACAGACCAGCUGCUUAUGCUUUUAAUGGAGCUACAAACUGGAUCCAGCUCUUCUUUCUUGGACUUUUGUUCCCUUUCAUCGUGGAAGGCCUGGGUAGUUUUUGUUUCAUCAUUUUCCUGGCAUACUGUCUGUCCAUGGCCAUCUUUGUCUACCUGGUAGUGCCGGAGACCAAAGGAAAGAGCAUGCUGCAGAUCAUGGAGGAGUUCAACCGCCUGAAUUACGGCAGAAAGAGGGGACAGGCAGCCCUGCAGCAGAACAACUGCUCACUGACAACUGUUACUAGACUUUAGUGACAAACUUUCCACUCCGUAUUCUGUUCUUUUAUUACUGUUGUGCCAGAAGCCUCACUAAACAAAAAAGAUCCUAUUGCUCCCAGACAGUACAAAUGUGAAUUAAAAAAGUAGAGGCCUGCUGUGCAGGGUGCAGGAUGACCUCGGUGGUUCUCUCCAACUGCUGAAAUAUGAACUGAAUUAAAUGCUCAAGGAAGGAAGGAAGGAAGGGGGUGAAGGGGAGGGGAGAGGGAGGGAGGGAGGAAGGCAGGAAGGCAGGAAGGCAGGCAGGAAGGAAGGAAGGAAGGAAGGAAGGAAGGAAGGAAGGAAGGAAGGAAGGAAGGAAGGAAGGAAGGAAGGAAGGAAGGAAGACAGGGAGUAAAGAAAGAAUAUAUUCACUCUCUGCAAGUUAGCAUCUGUAUAAACUGAAAACACAGGAUCAGCUACUUUUUCUAUCAAAACCCGGACUCCCAUAUUGCUGGACAGAGGCUUUCACAUCAAAAUUACUUGCUACUAUUUACAAGAUGGUGCUGCUGAGCUUACAAGAGAAGAGACUCAAUCCAGACAAAGUGUUUUGCUCUUUGAACCAGUGAAAGAAGAGCACCAUUCCUUUCAGAGGACAUCAUUGCUACAUUGGUUUCCCCUCUUGCAAUUAGACUUGAGAGCAAGCAUGCAGUUCUGGGUCAACGAGGACUUUCUUGAGCUGCUUGUGACCAGGUUUCUGUGAGCUGCAGGUUUCUUUUAAUCUAUUUUUUUUUUUUUUUUUAGCUUUUUGGAGGGAAAUCAUUGCUGCAUCUGAAUGAGGAAAGUGUAAAGAAGUAAAGGAAACACUGUGUUAGAGAAGCAUCCAAUAUAACCUGCCAUCUCUACCCAAAUCGGUACAUUAUUUAGAUUUCUGAGAUUCUUCUACUUGGACUUAGAAGGAUAGACCACCACUGAAAGAAAGCAUGAGCAAAGAAAGCAGACAUGCAGGAAACCCUUACUAGGCUAAUCCACUGUGGGCUGGGUUCUCCUACACCAUUAGCAAUGACACUGGAGCAUGCCUUCAGCCUGGAGUUGUUUCAUGUCAGAGAGAAGGAAUACUGAGUUUCAAUGGGAUUCAGUUCCCACGUCUCUGGUCUUGAUGAAACAAAGAGUGGUGCCUCUGCUAGAGAGCCCAACCUGUGUCUGAGCAUCUGCUCAUCUCUCUAGGUCUCUAAAUACUCCAAUUCUCACUACAAAGUAUGGGAAAAGGACCUCGCUUUUUCUAUUCAUUGCUUUACAACAUGAAACACUUUUGCUUGUUGUGCUUUGCAGUUUGCUGACAAGAAAAUAAAAAUGCAGCAACUUGGCAAACACAUCCCAAUGAUCACGCUGGUGUUUGGCAUUCACUGAUUAAAGAGUCAGGGCCUAGCAAUAUCUGUAGCAGUGCGAGGAGCUAAUACCAAAAGCAGUGGCCUUCACAGCUGUAUUAGGUUUACAUGACAUGCUUUUGAUAGCAGGGGGGCUGCAGGAGUAGCCUCUGUGAGCCCAAAAGCUGCCCCAAGUUAGAAAAGAGACCUGCUGCUAGCCAGAACAGUGACACUGAGCAAUGCAGAUGAUGCCUUAGUGACAGUAGAUUUAAGAAGGGUAAAAAUGCUGCACAACAGCAGCUUGGAGAGAGGAGUGAGAAAAUAUGACAGAAACAGACCUGCAGCUAUCAAGGUCAGUGCAGAAGGAAGGCAGGAGGUGCUCCAGAUGCUGAGCAGAAGUUCCCUACAGCCCAGGAGAGGCCCAUAGUGGAGCAGGAGGUCUGGGGAAGCUGCUGUCUGUAUCUUUGAAGAGAAACUAUUAGGUAAUGUCUUAACUUGGUCUGGUAUUUCUCAGCCUUACUGGUUUGCGACAAGGAGGGUUUUUGUGUUCUAAAAGAGACUGAAAACUCAUUUCUCACAUGCAUCUUUCUACAGUGCGAUCUUGCUCACCAUGCCUGACUUUUCCCCUUCUUCCCCCCUACUAUUAAGUACUGUCUGUACAAGGGGAAGCAUGGUUAAUUAUUAAUGCUGCCUUGAACUCGCUUGUAUGGUGAAUAAAGGUUAAAUGAGUGCUUGUGAAUCAGCACUGUAUCUAUUUGAUUUCUAGGAUCACAGAAGUAUAUCAAGUCUGGAACAAGAACUAAUCUUAGGUGAAAAGGCUCAUUCCUUCUUCCAUAGGAGAGUAUGUGUGAGUAUUCUGAAAGAAAUAUAGACAGUGAGAGGAAGAAGGACAAGGCUCUGCUGGGGACAGUUAGUUCAACCAGAUGCUGUAAUCUGUGCCUGCCAGACCUGCCAGACCUGGGAUACUCUGCUGGGUACAGUCCUGGUGUGAUGCUAGGAGGUGGAUCUGCAUCCCUUCCAGCAGGGGAUUGGAGAGGCCAGUGGGCAGCUGUGCCAUCUGACUGCACUUCUCUGUGGCAGCAAAAAUCAUCAGCUGAAGGAGGGCCGUGUGAAUGUGACUGGAGUUUGAGAGUAAGAAUUUGUAAGAAGCACGAGAAAAUCUAAAUAAAGACAGAGAGCCCGGCAAUAAUAAUGGAAGAGAAGGGUGGAUUCUGGGGUUUUACAACCAAGAACAUUUGAGGAGCCCAUGCUAAGAGGAGAAGGUGAAGGAAAAUGCAUAACUACAGCUGAUGUGAAAGUAAUGAAGAUCUCAUGAUGUGGAAAGAAGAAUUCAGCUUAAAUUCUUCCAGUGCACUGAUGUGCUACAAGACUCCCAGGCAAGAAGGUGUGGAGACGGAGUGAUUGGGAUGUCAGCAUAACACAGCAGGCUCAGUGCUGCCGAGCUACCAGACACUGUCAGGGAAAAGGCAAACUUUGGGAUGGAUGCAACCCUUCCACCGUGCUCCUGAGCAAAGCUCCUGUCUCCUUUAAAGCCACAGCCUCCCCUUCCCACCUCCCCUCAAGGCACUACCAAUGCAGUGCUAAAUGUGGAGCUGUAUUUAGUGUAGAAUAUGAGUAGAAGCCUGAAGGAGAAAGCCUUUUGUUCAAAACAAUCUUUUCAAAGUGAAAAAUUUUCUUAAAAUCAACUCCCAAACCAGAACAGGCACACACC
Messenger RNA from Lagopus muta (rock ptarmigan), 6218 nucleotides. RefSeq lists its product as uncharacterized. Gene Ontology annotation, cellular component: membrane. Gene Ontology annotation, biological process: monosaccharide transmembrane transport. NCBI's taxonomy places the organism in Eukaryota, Metazoa, Chordata, Aves, Galliformes, Phasianidae. The coding region runs from base 198 to 3197 and encodes 999 amino acids. The record is from RefSeq and is a predicted model, not a curated record. The transcript has 24 exons. Gene Ontology annotation, molecular function: hexose transmembrane transporter activity.